UACGGCCCAAAAAGCGUUGGUGUCCGUCUGAAGAUGCGCUACACUCUGGUAGCAUCAGUACCAUCUCCGCGGUGCUGUUAACCACCAACCCGGGGGGAGAAACAGGACGACGGGCGGUGUCUGAGGCCGUGCCGGCGCCGGUGCACCUGGACGGGACGAUGGGAGACCAGAAGGAGUCCCUGCGUAAGAUCACCCACACUCUGGCCUUGAAGAAUGAGGAGAUUUCAAACUUGGUCUCCACCCUCAAACAGAACCUGGAGAACCUGGAGGCGAACUCAAACCGCGUGCAGGAGGACAUGGAGUCAGAGUUCAACUCCCUCCACGCUGUUCUGGAUGAGAUGAAGGAAAACAUGGUGACUCGCAUCAAGCAGGAGAGAGCCAGCCGCACGUAUGAGCUGCAGAGUCAGCUGAGUGCUUGCUCCAAAGCCCUAGAGAGUUCGGAGGAGCUGCUGGAGCUGGCCAAUCAGACGCUCUGCUCCUCUGGGACGGACGGUUUCACUCAGGCGGCCAAAGACAUUAAGGAUAGUGUGACAAUGGCCCCGGCCUUUCGCCUCUCCCUGAAGGCAAAAGCCAGCGACAACAUGAGUCACCUGAUGGUGGACUUCAGUCAGGAGAGGGAGAUGCUGAAGGUUCUCAAGUUUCUCCCAGUUCCUGCCACUCCAGAGAUCCGGGUGUCAGAGUGUCAGGUGUGCGACAACACAGUAACUGUAGUUUGGACUCUACCGGAGCCCGAUUCCAAGAUAGAUCACUACAUCCUGGAACAUCGGCGCACAAAUCACGAGGGUCCGCCCCGCAUCAGAGAGGAGUACCCCUGGAUGGUGGUGGAGGGGAUCCGAGAGAUGGAGUGCACACUCACAGGUCUGCGCUUCGACACACGCUACAUAACAUUUAGAGUGAGGGCGUGCAACAAGGCCGUGGCUGGAGAGUUUUCUGAGCCCGUCACACUAGAAACACACGCUUUCAACUUUAAGCUGGACUCCAGUUCAUCCCACCAGAACCUGAAAGUGGAAGACCUGAGUGUAGAGUGGGACAGCAGUGGAGGAAAGGUCCAAGACAUCCGCAAAGAGAAGAACCGAACCAAUUCUCCCAUGCACUCCCCGGCCAGGUCAGCCCUGAUGUCUCCAAAGAGAGCUCCAUCAGCUCGGCCCGGCAGAGACAGGUUCACAGCAGAGUCCUACACAGUGCUGGCUGACACGUUCAUUGAUGCUGGCCAGCACUACUGGGAGGUGAAGUUUGAUAAGGAGAGCAAGGCGUUCGCUGUAGGCGUUGCUCUGCGAAGCCUUGGCCGUUUCGACCAGCUGGGGAAGAGCAGCGCUUCCUGGUGCAUCCAUCUGAACAACUGGCUGCAGCAGAGCCUCACAGCCAAGCACAACAACAAGGCCCGAACCCUCGACUGUCCCAUCCCGAGCAGCGUAGGAGUUUACGUCAACUAUGAGGAAGGUGUGCUGUCGUUUUACACCACCAAAUCAAAGCAGCUGAUGCACACGUUCAGGACAAAGUUUCAACAGCCUGUCAUCCCAGCUUUUAUGGUGUGGAACGGAAGUUUCUCAGUGGUGACGGGCCUGCAGGUUCCCAGCGUGGUGCAAAGUGGCCAGAGGAAGAACAGUGGCACCAGCAGUUCCAAUGCCAGCCUCACCUAAUCCACAUGUAUUCAUCUACCCACACAGGUGGACCUCAUCCCCCCACUGUCUCAGUCACCACGAGUCAUAUCCUCCUCACAGACUGUGGUUUAACUUGUCCAAGAGAUGCCUCACUACAGUGCAAUAGUUUGUGUUGCAUGAUGGUAAAUGGUCAUUUAGGGAGCAAGAGACUGGCUGCUGUGAUGUUUGGGACUUUGUGUUGUCUUUAGUUUUUUUUUUUCUUGCUGUAUAUUCAUUCAUCUGUCCGUCUGCUGCUAGUCAUGAUUUAGCGCUGGCCGCUGCUUCCUCACCUUCAGCUAAACUGUUGCUGAUUAGUCCUGCAGCUGUCCGCUCUGUCCCUGUGCCUUCUUCCUCAUGUUCAGAUUGAAUCUGAUCACACAAUUACUGCAACAACCUUAUUCCAGUUUAACCUGUGUACGUUUAAGUUAGUCUCAACUAGUUAAGCCAAAAAAUAUUCCCCGAUAAUGUAACAGACACCUAUUUAACACUUGGCAGAAAUUAAUAGAUAAAAAGAAAUUGUCAUGCAAACUCAGCAUUUGCUGAUUUUUACUUUGCAUCAACCCAGAUUUUUUCAGAGAGUCUUGGAGCUUCGGUAGAUUUUAAUCAAAGCCAGUGUUUUCUGAAUAAGUUCCUGCUUGCUUUAAACUCUUAGUAUUUUUUUUAGUUGAGGGAUCGU
Messenger RNA from Nematolebias whitei (Rio pearlfish), 2316 nucleotides. It is a transcript of the gene fsd1, whose product is annotated as fibronectin type III and SPRY domain containing 1. The record is from RefSeq and is a predicted model, not a curated record. The transcript is spliced from 13 exons. Lineage: Eukaryota; Metazoa; Chordata; Actinopteri; Cyprinodontiformes; Rivulidae. Gene Ontology annotation, molecular function: protein binding. Bases 159 to 1640 code for a protein of 493 amino acids.